This is a messenger RNA of Fonsecaea pedrosoi CBS 271.37, 1287 nucleotides long. RefSeq lists its product as uncharacterized. The transcript has 4 exons. Gene Ontology annotation, molecular function: DNA binding; zinc ion binding. Gene Ontology annotation, biological process: DNA-templated transcription. Lineage: Eukaryota; Fungi; Ascomycota; Eurotiomycetes; Chaetothyriales; Herpotrichiellaceae. Bases 1 to 1287 code for a protein of 428 amino acids. The record is from RefSeq and is a predicted model, not a curated record.
AUGUACUAUGGUAUCAUGCUAAAUUUCGUCUCCGAAACCGACCCCGUGGACGAAUCCACAAAAUCAAAGCUUCGAUCAAAUCUCUUGCUCGCCCUCAACGAUGCCAGACUCCACCUCGAACCCAGCGAACUGAACAUCCAGGCAUUGCUUCUGCUCGCUCUUGAUGUUGAAGAGUUCACCACUCCAACACUUUGUUGGAUGAUGGUCACAAAUGCAUGCAGGAUGCUGCAGGCGCUGGGUGUGAACCACCGCCGAUUCGACUCUCCAACCCGAGACCGGCGCGUCAUGAUGUUUUGGCAUUUGUAUCUGGUGGAUAUUGGACUGGCUCUCAUCUUUGGCAGAUCUCCUGCCUUCCACCGCGGAAUGCCGAUAGAGAUACCCGUCCCAACGAUAAAGCGGAUCUUUUCGUCUCAGCAAGAUACUGACCCGUCUGACACACCAGCGUUGUUCGGAGUGCAUUACAUCAACCGAAUGUUCCUUCUGUCACUCAUAAUGGGUGAUAUCUGGUAUUAUCUUCAUGAAGAUCUGAUGCCUGAUUACAAGAACAUCGAAUCAACCAGCGAGAGUCUUGAGUCCUGGUAUCUCAGUACAAUGCAGAUUCUCGAAGCUGCUUCUCUCACAGAGAAACCACUUCUCGCCCCCAAAGAUGCUGCUGCCAUUGACCUGGCUCUGAGAAACGUCAGUUUCCAGUACGAGUACCUCUAUAUCCUCCUCGCUCGAUCUUCACCCCGGAUGAGAGUCCAGUGUACUGAGUCGUCGAAACGGAUGCUUUGUCUGCUCGAGAAGAUGGGGUCGGACGAGUCCCAAGGUUCAGCUAACAGCAUGGUAUGGCAUCUUUUGUGUGCACCCUUUACGCCGUUCUUGGACCUUUUCCGCGAACUUAUUUCGAAUGGCGCGGGCGGAUCGGACGACAGCCGGGCAGCACUGGCAGCCAUGGAGCACCUCCCUGUCUUCUUGGGGAAGAUGAGCUCGAGGAACUCGCUCGCCGCCAAGCUCAAGAGUGUCGCUGAGGUUCUGGUGCAGCAUGCCCGAUCGGUGGUUAACCCUCAAGACCACAACACUGCCAAUCCAGUGAUUCCUCCUUUCCUAGCAGAACCAGUGUCCGAUCACUGGCCAAACGCUCUGAGUUGGGAUUCAUUCUUCAACUACAACAUGCAUUCCCCCGAUCUUAACUACAAUCCGCAGACAGAGAACGUUGGUGCUGAGCCGACCGAUCUGACAACAUGGACGAAUGACUUCUUCGACAACGCUUUUGUGGACUGGACGGGGUGGAAACCUCGAGUCUGA